AUGGAUUUGAUUGGAAGGAAAGCUGUUAUCACAGGAGCAUCUCGUGGACUUGGGGCUGCCUUAUCAUAUAAAUUGGCUUCCUUGGGAUGUUCAGUGACUUUAGUUGCUCGGAACAAAACUCUUCUUAAUCAACAACUUAAUCGGUUACCCGUAAUCAACCAAGAUCAAAAACAUGAAAUGCUUCUGUAUGAUUUAAUGAACUUGAUUUCAGAUACUGACUUAAAGAAAUCUCCCAUAGUGAACCAUUUGAAUCAAGUAUCUAUAUUAGUUAAUUGUGCUGGAGUAACUACUCAUUCAUUAUUAGCAAGGAUCUCCGAACAAGACAUUAAGAAUACUGUUAAUUUGGAUUUGGUGGUGCCCAUGCUUCUUUCGAAAUUGGCCUAUAAACAAUUGUUCAAACUGAAACAUGAUCCAUCAAUCCUUAAUGUCUCUUCAGUCCUCAGUAUCACUGGUCAAAACGUUAAUGGUACCUCGAUCUACAGUGCUUCUAAAGCUGGUCUCUUAGGGUUCACUCAAGCUUUGGCUCACGAAUUGAGAGAUAAAGUAAGAGUUAAUAGUCUUUUGCCUGCUUUAAUACGGGAAACAGACAUGGGAAGUAUGGCUAAUGUUGGGUCCAAUCAAAGUCUUCAUACCAUUUCUUUACAACAAGUGGUGGAUAAAGCAGUGGAAAUUAUUACCGAUCCAACUAUUAAUGGGAAAUUUGUCGUAGCUGAUAAUGAGAAACUUCCAAUACAAUUUGACUAUUGA
Molecule: messenger RNA, 747 nt
Organism: Lizanozyma spartinae
Lineage: Eukaryota; Fungi; Ascomycota; Pichiomycetes; Serinales; Debaryomycetaceae
Product: 3-oxoacyl-[acyl-carrier-protein] reductase (NADPH)
Exons: 1
Coding region: 1-747 (248 amino acids)
Molecular function (GO): oxidoreductase activity, acting on the CH-OH group of donors, NAD or NADP as acceptor
Source: RefSeq, a predicted model, not a curated record